UCGGCCUCGUGCCGCCAGCCAACCGCGCGGCCGCUUGUUGAGCCAGGGCUCCACCGUCGCCAUGACGCCCGGCAAACAUUCUCGAGCCUUACCCCGAGCCGCCAACGCCGGGGUGAGGUACAGAGACUUCAGAGGCGGCCAGAAAAGGUGGUGGACCACUCCCCAGCUGGUCGCUACCAUGCCAGUCUCUCCGGCAGGCAGUCACAAGCAGCAGAGCUUCGGGUUGAACAAUGCCACACAACCAAAUAAGUCUAUUAGCUUUUUUGCUACAAUGAAAGGAACUUCAAUGAAAAGUUAUGCCGGUGCAAAUCAAAGCAGAAUGGUUGUGUCCAAAGCCAUGCUUAUUCCAUCUGAAUUGAAAACUGUAGAAAAAACAAAUCCCAAUAUAAAGACAAUACAGGUGUUUGACAUAAAUGGAAUUGAUGUUACUCCUCGACCUCUUUACCAUCCAGAUCCACUUACUGGUACAGCAAAGCCAAAUAAACUCUUGACAUCACAAGAAGGAUCACUUGGAUCAGAAUUUGUAUCUUCCUAUAGCCUUUAUCAGAAUACAAUAAAUCCUAGUAUGUUAGGGCAGUUUACAAGGUCAGUUUUAGGAAGCAGUACAGUUUCUAAGUCAAGUGUAUCAACAAGUGAAUCAAUAGCAGAAGACUUAGAAGAAUCAUCCUAUAAACGAGAAAGAUUGACUAGUUUCACAGAUUUGCGAGUUAUGAGGGCGGCACCUGAAACAGUGAUAACAAAAGAAGACCUGGAGAAGAAUAUAGAGAUAAUACUCACAGAGACAGAAACACUGAAAUUUUUUGACUUGCCCGCAGUCAUGGUCUCUGUAGAAUCUGAGGAAGCUGAGAAAGUAAUCCAGAGAAACAAGAAUUAUGAAGUCCUUUGUAGAAAUAGAUUAGGCAAUGACUUGUAUGUUGAAAGGAUGAUGCAGACUUUCAAUGGAGCACCAAAGAAUAAAGAGGUUCAAUGUGAUAAAAUCAUAAUGGAAGAUAAAGGCAUAAUGUCCACUGCCUGGGAUUUGUAUGAUUCUUACAAUGCUAUGGAACUUUUAUCUUUAUCAGUAAAGCAAUCUUCACCUGAGUCAAGUAGUAAAGCAAAUGUACUUCCUAAAGAUCGGGAGCAAGGAUUGGCAGGGAGCACUACAGAAAAAAGUAGUGAAGCUAGUUCUCUAAUGGACAUAGAAAAUGUAAUUCUGGCAAAAAUCCAUGAAGAUGAGGAAGACUUCUCAGAUGUAAUAUUAAAAUCUGACAGAUUUCAUCAGGACUUACUUUUUAUGGAACGAGUUCUAAUGGGAAAUAUAUUUCAGCCAAAACUUGCAGCUUAUCGUCAGCUUCCUGUUUUCAAAGAACCUGAACCUGAAGAGCCUGAAGACUUUUUAGAAAAUGCAAAACAUGAAGAGGUAGAGGAAGAACCUAAGAAGGAAGAGGAAGAAGAAAUAGAAAUAGAUGCAGAAGAAUCAACAAUACUAGCCAACUUGGAACGACUUUGGUCUUUUUCCUGUGAAUUAACCAAAGGCCUCAAUGUGAGCAGCCUUGCCUGGAAUAAAACAAAUCCAGAUCUCUUGGCUGUUGGAUAUGGGAACUUUGGAUUUAAAGAGCAAAAAAGAGGAUUGGCUUGCUGUUGGUCAAUAAAGAAUCCCAUGUGGCCAGAACGUAUUUAUCAGAGUCCAUGUGGAGUUACUGCUGUGGAUUUUUCAAUUGGAUCACCUAACCUUUUAGCAGUUGGUUACCACAAUGGCACAAUUGCAAUUUAUAACGUACGGAGCAACAGUAAUGUUCCAGUUCUGGAUAGUAGUGAAUCACCUCAAAAACAUUUGGGACCUGUAUGGCAACUACAGUGGAUAGAACAAGAUCGAGGAACGACAGGAGAUGACAAAAGAGAAAUCCUAGUUUCUAUAUCAGCAGAUGGAAGAAUCUCCAAAUGGGUUAUACGAAAAGGACUAGACUGUUAUGAUUUGAUGCGAUUAAAGAGAACUACUGUUGCCAGUAACAAAAAAGGAGGGGAAAAGGAAAAGAAAGAUGAAGCUUUGAUAUCUCGACAGGCUCCUGGAAUGUGUUUUGCUUUUCAUCCCAAGGACACAAAUAUCUAUUUGGCUGGCACUGAAGAAGGUUAUAUUCACAAAUGUUCUUGUUCAUAUAAUGAACAAUACCUAGAUACCUACAGAGGACAUAAGGGCCCAGUGUAUAAAGUGACAUGGAACCCAUUUUGUCAUGAUGUAUUUUUAAGCUGUUCUGCAGAUUGGGGUGUUAUUAUAUGGCAACAGGAGAACAUCAAGCCAUUUUUGAGUUUUUAUCCAACUACUUCUGUUGUUUACGAUGUUGCCUGGUCUCCAAAAUCAUCCUACAUAUUUGCAGCUGCGAAUGAGAACAGGGUGGAGAUUUGGGACCUUCAUAUCAGCACUUUGGACCCUCUGAUUGUUAAUGUUGCGAACCCUGGAAUCAAGUUCACAACCAUUCUCUUUGCCAAACAAACAGAUUGCCUUCUGGUAGGAGACAGCGAUGGACAGGUUUCUGUGUACGAGCUGAGAAAUAUGCCUACUGCUUUGGAUUCUGGCCAGGAAGAUAUAAUAGACACUUUGCUUGGACGCAAGUCAAACCAACCAGCAUAAUUCAUCAUUCCUAAUACCUUUCUUGUGGUUGUUUCUUUAAAAAAGAAGUUGUUUAACAUCCAGUAUUCUGUAUUAUAUGCUGUACACCAGCUUUUGCUUUCAGAAAACAAUAUUUUAUGUAUAACUUCCACUUAAUUUAAAUUUAAUGAACUUUUAUUUCAGAGAUA
Molecule: messenger RNA, 2775 nt
Organism: Cebus imitator (Panamanian white-faced capuchin)
Lineage: Eukaryota; Metazoa; Chordata; Mammalia; Primates; Cebidae
Gene: DNAI4
Product: dynein axonemal intermediate chain 4
Biological process (GO): cilium movement
Cellular component (GO): axonemal dynein complex
Molecular function (GO): dynein heavy chain binding; dynein light chain binding
Source: RefSeq, a predicted model, not a curated record